Molecule: messenger RNA, 4992 nt
Organism: Porites lobata
Lineage: Eukaryota; Metazoa; Cnidaria; Anthozoa; Scleractinia; Poritidae
Source: the annotation of a GenBank genome assembly
AUGAUCACUUGCUGCUGUCAGAGUGGUAUUUUCGGCCUUACAGCUUUCUAUUCGCCACGGAAUGUUACUGGAGAUAACUUUUGCUUCUUUUCCUGGGCAACAGAAGCCGCUACGUGUGCUCCCACAAGAUCUUCUGCGGUCUUCACACCAACACUAUUUCGCCUUGAUGGAAAAGAGGUUAUCAGUUUAUUUUAAUCAGAUUGUCUUUCUUUUUUUCAUCACAAAUUUUACAGUAGAAGUGUGUGGUUAUGCGUUUCAGGCAGCAUUCAAUCAGUUUAGUUUGGUGCACCUGGGAUGAGGGGCUGGGGGAAAGUGCUUCAUGUAUAAGUGAAAAACGUGGCCUCCUGCGUCUCCAGAAUACUAAUAAGUGUCUCGCCUUACACAUACAAAAUUCCUGUUUAGGAGAAAUUUCAUUGCACUUACGCACUCAAAGCAAUUGAGCUUGCUAAUAUGGGAAAUCGAGAAAAAAUAACUCCACAGUAAAUACAUCCAGUGGCAUAGCACAACUAGCAGAUGUUUUCUCGACCUAUUGUUAAAAAAUACUUAUUGAGAAAUUAGCUUAUGAUGACAGACAUACAUAAACAGAGGGACACAUACGAACAUAUACUGGAAAGAAAGCACCAUAUUUGGCCUUCAUUUUUUUUUUCCUAGAGGAGAAACAUCGGAGAAUAGACACUUGCACGGUUUUUUUUUUUUGUUUUGACAGGGACCAGUUAGCGAACGUCCUUCAAAACGACUGGAAAGAACAUCUUAAAAUUUAAAAAAAAAAAUCAAUUUUGUUUGUUACAGACGUUUGUUUGGUUGGGGGGCAGGUUCUUGCUUGCAUUUUGGGAUUGAGAAAAUUAGACUUUUGCUAACCAGUAAGUAGUAAAUAGCAUGCAAGACAAGUUGUGUUUAAUGGUCUACUGUAACCUCGGUUGUACUCUCUUAUAAAUUUUUCUUUUCUAGGUUGGGCAUGCACGAAUGGUAAAAAUAGUUCAAGACAAAACUCACAGAAUUAUUACUCGAGCGCUCAAGCCCCCUGUGUUCGGUAAGUUCAGUUUUAGUCAAAAACAGAUCCUAAAAUGCAUUAUUACAUUUUUGUAUAUGGCAAUGACCGAAUAAAAGCUGAUCUACUACCAGGGUUUCUGCUAGUGCUUAAUAAGCCAGAUUAAGAAGUCACGUUCAUCGGCUAAUCUAAAUUGAUAAGCCAGAUUAAUAAGCAUUGGGAUUGACCGGUGAAGAGUGACUAACAUCAAGAGAGAAUUAGAUAAGCCUAGAUCAUUCAUUAAUAGCGUACUUUUGAUUGUCUACAAAUAAGAAGGUGGGCGGGUAGAGAGUCGAGAGUCGCCGGGCUAAAGGUCGUGAGACAAUUCAUUUUGUAUUAGGAGGAACUCUAGUGAUUGAGAUAACCAUGGUUUUAAAUAUCAUUUUUUGAAUUAAGAAAUCCCCGACUUUUUGACAAGAGAGGAAUGCGAACAUCUUAUUCAAAAAGCAAAUGACGCUGGGCUUACAUUGAGCGAGGCUAGACUACCCGAAGAGAGCGCUCACAGGGACAAAUUUUCUGGUAAGUAAACAUUUAUAUCAUUAUUCUUCGUUCUGCGAAGAGUAAAUAGCCGAACGACUGCCUAAAGACAUCGCAAAAACAGCUAAAAUACAACUGGAUGGAUGUAAACUGCUAGUUGAAAUAUCUGCUAAGGAGGGCAAUUCCGUUAUUGGGCGUGUAUUAAACUUUGAUUUUCUGAUCUGAUGUCGCGAAUUGAAAAAAUGCGAGGAGUGUUAUAGAAACUUAAAAAUCCGUUUGCAUCGUGCUCAGUCUCCUUAAAAUAUUAUAACAAUUGUUCAUGCCUUUAUAUAGCCUGCGUAGCAAGCGUUUCUGUACGGUUUAGGAGCAAAGAACGAGGAACGAGAGUCAAACUGACCGCGCGACAAAUGGCGCAAGCUCGUUUCAUUUCUCGCUCGGUCAAAACCGAAAAUUCCCUUCCUCGGUCUUUCUUUGCUCCGAAACCUAACGGAAACGCUUGCUACACAGGCUAGCCUUUAUAGUUAUGUCGCGAGCUCACUGAUACGUUUACCUGGUUUAAUCGCGUUAUGACAAGUCCCCUGCUAUUCCCACCAUUAGAUAGUUGUUAUGACGAUGACUACAGAUGCGUCAAAUGGGCAAAAAACGGCGAAUGUCAGAAGAACCCUGGCUACAUGUUAGAGAAUUGUCGCCAAAGCUGUGAAGUCUGCAAAGGUAUGAAUUACGACUUACGCUGCCUUCAGUUACCGUAAACUGCUGCAUGAAAGCCCUGGGCCUAAACAACUUUGUGAGGGGUCGUGGGCUUAUGACCGGAAUAGGAAAAGCGCUUCAAAACACGUUAUAGCAGUGUCGAUCAAAAUACCAUUUACUGGAUUUUAAUUAAGCUUCAAAACGUCAUUAGAAAUCAAAUUGAUUUUAAUACAAGCUAGAAGGUCCCUUAGGAAGGCCUGAUACUCAGGCUAACGAAUCAGUCUCUCGCUUGUUUACCAUGCACCUUUUUUGUUUGUUUUGUUUCAGAUGACACGGUUUUAGACUUUCAAAACUGGGAUCUCGACAAAGAUGGCGUUCUCACUGGAUACGAGGUUUAAUAUUAUGUUGUCUCGCAUUUCGUUGAAUCAGCCGUUUUUCCUACUUCAGUGGAUUGCGGAUUUUAUAUCAUUUCAGAAUAUCAGGUUAGAAAGAUAAGACGUCGCUCCGCCAAAAAGAAAAUUAUACUGGCCUAUAAAUUUCACCGCUCUGCCUUCAAAAAAACUAAUUGGUUUUUCACCCGCCUGCACAUGGACAAAAGGUUCAUUGGUACUGAAUUACUUGCACUCAACUGAGAGCGAGUGCCGUUCUUGUCAUGCUUCGAGGUAAUAGAUGACUUUGUGAGUCAAAUAGCUAUAAUAAACCUAAAAAAUCCCUGAUCGUCAAAUGAACUUUCAACGACAAGGUGUCUUUUCAUUUCUAUCGCAUGAUUUAAGUCACUCUAUCUUAUGUGUUAAUUUUGUUAUAGCAGCUGAAUCAAUCAGACGGUACUUUAUUGAAUAAGUUAUUGCAUGAAGAAAUUAGAAUUGCCGAUUUUUUGAAGGUUGAUUGAAUUUUACAUCUUUUUCUUCUAGUUUAUAAAGGCUGCCGAGAUGAUUUUUUUCCUGUACAUAGAUGAAGACGACGUCCGUGAAAUGCAAGUAUCUCGGAUAGUAUGUUUCUGGUCCUGCUGCGUGAUGAAACCAUUUCAUUACGCACAAAAUAUUGAAAAGAUAAAUUCCAAAGCCUCAGCAUUACCAUUUCUCUUCAAUGUAUAGACCCGCAUAAUAGAACGAAGAAAAACUCACUAUCUUCCUUAAAGAUCAAACUAAUUUCCAGAUCAAUUUUGAUGUAAUGCCGGAAAGAUGUUGUUCACCCCGGUUUGUGCAAGAUAGGGUAAUUUCUCAACACUGACAAUUUUAAUUGAAAAGCAGUCGAAAUGUCUCGUACCUAAGUGACUAUCGUAAGACAGCCGAUAGACUAACCUAUCAUGAUAUGUUCAAGUUAAGCCUGGAAAUAUUUGAGGAUAUUUAUUUAAUAUAGCACCUCAUGCCUCUUGAAAGGAGACUGAAAUUAGCGGUUUGCAAAAAAUGCUUUCGUUGAAACACCUUUGCAUUCCAUGCAAUCUACAAUAGAGAGGAGAAGUGUGAAGUCACGUUACCAUGGUAACGCUAUUUGUGGAUGACAACAAAGCCAACGACGACAGCGACGGUAAGGAGAACUGCAAAAAAUAAUGUGUUUAUAUUAACAAACAACUACUUUGCACGUGCACGUGUACAUAAUUUUGCCGUCGUUCCACCACUGCGACAUGAAACUUCCUAAUUUCACGAGUCCGCUUUAUGGAUUAGGUCAACACAACACCAAAAUUGUCGCUUUCUUUUUUUAAACUUAGAUGACCAUAGAUACGGUCCCAAAGAAAAUUUCGCCAAGAUUUGCCAAAGUAAAUGAAAUUGAAUAAGAUUGGUGAGGUUUGAAAUAGUGCGAAUAGACUUUUAAGUGACAUUUUCGGUUUGUUGCCAUCCAAAAAUGUUGCUACCAUUGCAACGUGACGUAACGACUUCCCCUCUCUAUUGUAGAUUUAAAUAGAAUUAUCUUUCAAUGCAAAUUGUUCUUCCUUUUUAUUGGCCGAGAUCCCACCACAUGUGCCUACAAAUAAUGGUCUGCUCAUGCCCAAGUCGUCCAAUUGUGUUUGGCUGCAAAUAAUAUGCGUAAAUAAAACCACAGAUCAAUCAAUCUGCUCGCCACUGACAAAUAACGAUAUUUUGCUCAAACUCGUCCAAUAAUUGUUGAUUAUUUUUUCUUGUACAGGUUUACUGUUUUGAACAUUACACAGUUUGGCCCAGGUCAGGAGUAUACAGUCUUUAUAUAUAACUUAAAUGACAAAGGAUUGCUUAUAACCUGUUGUCUUUCAAAAGACAACUCUAGAUUAGAAAGUCUGAGGGGUUGUCCAGUUCAACUUUUUUUAAAAUUCUUCUCAGUAAAGAAAUAGCAGCGCUAAACGAGAUUCAAGGUUCAAGUUUUAUUCCCGAAAAUAACAAGAGAUAACAAGACUACGAAAGCCAUGCUUCUGAUGAACCAGCGGGUAUUAGCACCACUAUGCCAAAACCACCGGUUUUUUCCAAUGAAAAAAACACGUCAACAAAACCUGGUUUGGUAUCUGAAGUAUAGCUCAUGUUUUAAUUCUUUUAACCAUUUUGCUUGGGUAAUUAAGUGAGCAUAUAACUAUUCCAAAAGUAGUGUUAGACCUACCUAACAAAGUAUGGAAUGUUUAUUAUAACUGAUUUGUAGGUCCGCUGUGCGAGGACAACGAAGCUUCAUGCUCACAGCUGGCAAAAGAAGGAGCCUGUCAGCUUUAUCCUACAUGGAUGUUAUUUACUUGCCGAAAAUCUUGCGACAACUGUGGAUGUGACGACUUAGCUGCCAACUGCUCUUCGCUUGCUAAAGAACAAAAUGUCUUGAUGAUGGACAUGUUUAUUGGAUGCUGA